GCAGCAGCAACCUCAGGAGCGGCGGCGAAGAGGUCGGACGCAGCUGAGGAACCCCCGCGUGUAUGUCCAUCCCUGAGCUGACGCACCGCAAAGUGACUGACCUAUGAGAUGGCAGAGAAUGGAAGACGUUGUGACUUAAGGCGCACCACGAUGAAUAAAAGACACCUCAAUGGAACCUUUCUAGAGUCCUCUUUGUCGAGGGAACAAAGACAGAAAGAACGAGAGGCACGUCAGAGUAUCGUCCUCUGGGCAAAACCAAUUCUUACCUUGCAGUAUUUCUUCCUGGAAACUUUAACCAACGCAAAGGAGUGGACCAUAAAACUGUGGCAUCGCCGAAGGAUAGUGCUGUCUCUCCUGCUGCUGCUUGCCAUUCUUACGUCUACGUAUUAUAUCGAGGGAGCACAUCAACGGUAUGUGCAGUAUAUGGAAAAGAAGCUUUUAUGGUGCGCCUACUGGGCUGGGCUGGGCAUCUUGUCCUCGGUGGGGCUUGGAACUGGUCUUCACACCUUUCUACUCUACCUGGGCCCACAUAUAGCGUCGGUGACACUCGCGGCGUACGAAUGUAACUCAGUGAAUUUUCCCGAACCGCCCUACCCGGAUCAGAUUAUGUGCCCCGACAAAGAGGGAGCGCAGGGAUCCAUUUCGUUAUGGACCAUCAUGUCCAAAGUCAGGCUGGAAGCCUGCAUGUGGGGUGCUGGAACAGCCAUUGGGGAGCUGCCUCCAUAUUUCAUGGCCAGAGCAGCCCGACUGUCCGGAGCCGAGCCGGACGACGAGGAGUAUCAGGAAUUUGAGGAGAUGCUAGAACACGCACAAGGUGCACAGGAUUUCGCCUCCCGGGCGAAACUGGCCAUUCAGAACCUGGUGCAGAAAGUUGGAUUUUUCGGCAUCCUGGCAUGCGCUUCCAUUCCCAAUCCCCUCUUCGACUUGGCCGGGAUAACAUGCGGACACUUCCUGGUUCCCUUCUGGACAUUCUUUGGAGCCACCUUGAUUGGAAAAGCAAUCAUCAAAAUGCACAUCCAGAAACUUUUUGUGAUCAUCACCUUCAGCAGACACAUAGUGGAACAGAUGGUCUCCUUAAUUGGCUCCGUGCCCAGCAUCGGGGCAUCACUACAAAAGCCUUUUCAAGAACACUUGGAAGCUCAGAGGAUCAAGCUGCACAGCAGAGCCAACAAUACCCCCCAGGGUGAAAACUGGCUCUCCUGGACGUUUGAGAAAUUGGUUAUAAUUAUGGUGUGCUAUUUUGUCUUGUCCAUUAUUAACUCCAUGGCCCAAAGUUACGACAAGCGUCUCCAGCAACGCACAAACUCCGAGAGGAAAGCUCAGUGAGCUGGAUCAGCAAAGGGAGGGAUGGAUCCUCCAACUUCCACUGGAAUAACCAGCCUUGCAUUUAAUCAUCAUCAUCAUCAUUUGCAAAAGGGAGGGACGGGGUUAUGAAGGGGAGCGGGGUGGGGGGGGCGGGUAAGGGUGGACUCUCUGGUUUAAGUAACUCUGCCAUUCGUCACGGUUCCCGUGGGCCACCGUCUCCACGUUAAAGGUAACAGAUGCACCCUUGUUUCAAUGUAAAUUAAUUUGUUUUAACAUAUGUGCUUUCUCCCCCCCCCCUUCCUAAAUUCACUACAUAGCUGGAGCUAGGGUUUGGGGUGGAGUUUUUUCCACCUCCCCCCUUCCCCCCCCUCAUUUUUAAAGAAAAGUUUCCCGGCCUUCCAGAACGUUUAGGGCGCCUGUCCAUCCAUGACGUUUAAAAGUUCAGCCUCUUCCCCGAUGGGGUGCAAACCACCUUCCUCUUAACCUGACUGAUCUUAAGAUUUACCAGCAGCGGGCGGGGCCCUUCUGACACAACAUCUGGAAAUUCCCCCAUGUCGUGUUCACUGGAAGGGUGGGGAAACCACUUCUUCGUUGUUUUUUUUUCCUUUUCCUUGGGCCUGUUUCGAAGGGCAUUAAAUCAACACCCUCUCAGAAUCAUUCCAGACUUCCCUGUUUGGGUUCUUUUAAUUUUAAAACUAUCCCCAGUUCUUCCCCUUUGUGUGUGUGUGUGUAUGUGCCGGUUAAAUCCUCCCCUCCCCAUUUUUUUUUUCUUUUUAGUUCCUUUCCCCAAUCUUUCAACACCCCACCCCCGUUGUGGACGAAUGCUUGGCUUUUCCCAAAAACUCUUUGCUCAGAUCAGGGUGGGGUUAUUAUUUUUUGACACUAUUCAGUUAUCUUUAUUUAUUUAACUGACCCGGGAAGCCCCGAUAACCUGGAGUAUCCUUUGCCUUCGGAUCUUAUCAAAAUGGUUAAACUCUCGCACUGUUUCCAGAGCGACUGUUUAGGAAAUGCAACAGGAAGUUGGUUUGUAAGGUUGCAGGGAAGGUGAACUGGAAAUAAACAACAUUCAAAGAUGCCUCUUCA
Thamnophis elegans (Western terrestrial garter snake) is the source of this 2388-nucleotide messenger RNA. RefSeq names its product vacuole membrane protein 1 (gene VMP1). Gene Ontology annotation, cellular component: membrane; endomembrane system; endoplasmic reticulum. NCBI's taxonomy places the organism in Eukaryota, Metazoa, Chordata, Lepidosauria, Squamata, Natricidae. Bases 109 to 1326 code for a protein of 405 amino acids. The transcript is spliced from 12 exons. The record is from RefSeq and is a predicted model, not a curated record. Gene Ontology annotation, biological process: autophagy; Golgi organization.